AUAUGAAAGCUCCUAGGUGCACGAGGCAGACGGAAGCUCAGCUAAACAAUCACAGUUCUAGACGAGGCCACUGCACUGCAGACUUUGCACGGUCUGCAACGGCAGCCUUUCUGCGCGUGCCGGCCUGAGCACUUUCUUUCUCCUAUUCCAGCUCUGAUGGUCCGCAGCGGUCUGUCGCUCUGGACAACGUCGAGCAGCAGCAAGCCGAGAGAGCACAAGCACAGACUCACGACGGGGUUGUUGCGCACGCUACACCUCCAGCACCCUGCUGCAGCACAAGUCGACAGCAGCACCGACGGUCCGCUCGAUGCAAACGCCCUAUAUAUGGCAGACGCCCGCAACGAGCACAACAAUGCUCCCCGCCGUCUCUCUAAACAGCCCUCCGCCACGAACCCCAGGUGGCGACGUCCGUCAUUCUCUUCUCCAAAGCCCAAGGACGACCAAGCUCCGGGUCCGGCUGCCGCAAAUAAUUCUGGCCCCGCUCCCGCACCGGUCUCCGCGUCUAAUUCGAACAGCAGUAACGCGACGACGAAUACUGGGAAUGCGAGUGCAGCCAGUAAUAGCGCGACAGCUGCCCCUGCGUCUACUCCAACCUCCUCUAACUCUGCCACGCCUCCUGCGCUCGUGCCCGCUCCGGACAGCCGGAAGGAAAUCAAGAAGCUUUUCCGCGAUCGAGACGACGACACGGCUACUGCCAGCGACAAGGAUAGUGAGUGUAGCAGACCGAUGAAGGUACUUGAAGAGCAGGCAGCCCGUCGCCAGAAACGCGCCCUCUCUGCCGACAACCUUCGUCCUCCCUCUACCCUCGUCCCCGAUUCUCUUCCCGUUCAGCCUUUACAAGAAAUUCCGGACGUUGCUCAGAUACGCUCAAAGUACAAUAUCUACAACCCUGUCGGUCCACGAUGGUACAAGAACCACCAUCUCAUUCCACCCCAGACCCGAAUGCCGCUGUCCUCAACCUUCUCCCCGUCUUUCCCUCCGACGCGUACUGCGAUCGGCGCGUCAGUCGAUGCUGGUCGUAUGCCAGGUCUGAGUAGGACGCCUUCAGGCUCGCCGCUCCCAACCCCGACAGCAUCGCAAACGCGUCUUGGUGAUGGUUACCCUCCCAAACGGUCGCGUAAGCUCUCCAAUACCGCACAUGACAAUGUCGACAUGCUCGAUGGCUCCGAUCCGUCAGGGAUGAAUUGGCAUCACCAAUCUCCAUAUGACGUCGGCGGCCUUAACGGACCCGCACCGCAAGAGCCUCCGCCCCGUAUAAAUGCAACCGGGCUCGCAAGCUCGGUGCGUCCGAAUGGAAAACCUACGAAUCCGUCACCGUUGCAUCAAUCGACAUCCGCCGUGCAUCUUACUCCUGAACCCCCUCACGCGACCGUCCCUCCGCGGACGCGCAAGCGUACACUGAGCAAACCUGCUGCUGGCAUUCGCAAAUUUUUCUCCCAGUCUAGUGAUGACGUUAUGAGGGAUAUGAGGUCGGCAUCUGCGCCUGCCACACCUGUAGAAGGCGAAUCGAACGAGUCUGCCGGGACCAAUGUUCAACAACGCAAACUUUCGAAGCGCGGUCGAACGGCUCCGCCCGCUAUGAUGGAUACAGCGACGAAUAUUCUGUCGGUCCCUACGAAUACGGAUAAGAAAGAAAAACGCUCGAGUCUCAUGGGUCGCAUUGGGAAGAAGUUCAGUGUAUUGCGCAAACCGUUGCACGAUCACUCUGGUUUCAUGGACCGACGGAAUGAGGAAGCCGUAAAUCGAGCACGGGAGCGCCGCCCCUCAUUAUCGUCUUCUAUCAGGGAAGGUACUGUUGCUGUCUCCAUACCUAGGAAGCUCAGCAAACGUAUACCUCCACCUCGCGUGGCACACCGCACGUCUGCGUCCAUCGACAUAGAAUUCCCGCUUACAGUGGGUCACCUUACCAUUGCAAAUCCUGAUCAACCGGGCUCCGAGACUGCUUCACCUGUGAGAGCGACGAAUGGUCUUACUGCGUCACCGCAGUCGUCUGUUGCACCCCUUCCACCUCCAAAGAACCCACCUAUGCUUUCGCCUGAUUCUGCGACUGAGGAUGAAGAGCCGCGCCCGAAGUCGGUUCUGCGCGUUACGAAUUCUCCAGAUCAUUCGCCGGAAGACACUCCGAUGCAGGAGCCAGAACAAUUACCGCUGACACCUGAACAUGCCCAAUUUGCACGUACUCAACACCAGAAUCCUCAGCCUGCGACACCUGACCCAGAACCGCCGCUUUCUCCCUUGCUUCCUCCCCCACCUCUUGGGCAUUAUAACCUACCUUCUAUUCCAUCCUUCUUCUCUCCUGCUGUAGUCUCUGUGUCACUUUCAACUGCCGACCUUGGCAGUCCGCCCCCGGUGCCUGCGAAGAACUUCGUCGAUCCUGCAACUCUCAUGGACUCACCUGCAUCGAGUGAGAUGGACAUGGAUAACAUGCCCGAUAUUGCUACGGAGCCGGAUUACGACCGUCGUGUGGAGACGCCGACUCCCGCACCGCCUGUUCCGCCCUUACCAGCAUCUCCAACGUCACCGACAACAGCAGCUGCCGCAUCCUCUUCUGCCGCGUUGCGUCAGCAAUCUGGACUCCGGAAAUCUUUUGUGCCUUUCCCUGGUUCGGAGACGUCACAGACACAGGAAGAAAGUCCAGCUCCACGGUUGUCUCGUGUGCAGAAGGGGAAAGACGUGGAUAUGGAUGACUCGCCGCUUAGUCGUGCGUCGUUGUAUGUGAAUCCGCCGACGCCGAUGGCACAUCCUUCGACGAUCCCGUUUGUCGCGCCGCCCCCGCCUGUUGGAGCGAAAGGGAUUCCGGCAUCCCAGUUGGCGGCUGUCGAGGCUGCGGAGGAGAGGCAACGUGAAAGGGAGAAGGCGAGGGAGGAAGCGAAGAUACUUGAGCGUGAGAAGGGUGAGAGGGUGAGAGAGUGGGAACUCGAGAAGGAGAGAGAACGGGAACGGGAGAGAGAAAGAGAGCGCGAGCGCGAGAGGGAGAGGGAACGUGAGCGUGAUAGAGAGCGGGAGAUAGAGAGAAAACGGGAAAUAGAGGCGGAGCGGGAGAAGCAGAGGCUUAGGGAGCAGCGAGAGAGGGAGAGGGAAAGGGAGCGAGAAAGGGAACGCGAGCAAGAACGGGAGCGGGAGAAGGAGAGGGAGAAGGAGAAAGAGAGGGAGCGAGAACGGGAAAGGGAGAAGGAGCGAGAGAAGGAGAAGGAAAAAGCCGCUCGUGCUGCACGGAGAGAAUCACGGCGGGAGGAGAAACGGAGAGACGAACGCGAUGUGGAGAAGGAUAGGUCGGUGAGGCAUGAAGAGAGGUCUUCGCGCUACGAGGAGCGUCCAAGAGGGGAUGAGAGGGGGUCGUAUUAUGAAGACCGAGCGAGAGCAGAGGAACGGACUUCUCGUUAUGAGGAGAAAACCAGACACGAGGAAAAGGACCGUUCACAUCGGCAGUCUAAGCGGGAGUCUGUGGGUGUAGACAAGGAUCGCGAUCGAGAGAAGAACCGCAGCUCGCGUAGGGACAGGGAGCGCAUGUCUACCACGGAGACCUUCAGGCUUGUGCGCUCGCCAUCGGAGAAUUUGCGCUAUAUGCAAGGUGUACCGAGUGCAAUUACUGUCGGUCAGGAACAGUGGACACUCGUAGAGGCUCCAAGGCGUGAUAGAGAUAAGGACCGGAGCUUGCGACGCGACAAGGACAAGGAGAGGGAGAGGGAGAGGGAGAAGGAGAAGGAGAAAGCAAGUCCUGAGAAGAGUUCACGCCGUCGUGAUAGUAGGAGGGAUGACAAGUAUGACAGCGUAUAUGGCUCGAGUCGUGCUCAUCAUAGACACAGCAGCACGAAAGACGGUCAGCGGGCGUCCGUAACGAUCACUCGCAUUCCAAUUGACGGUACAUUGCGGCACCAGCGCUCGUCGAGUCUCGACGAUCGGCAGGUCAACGGUGAUGCACAUGCAACCGAGAAAGACAAGGACCGACGAUCGUCGCGCCGAAGAGACAGUAAACAUGCAGGUGGUGGACACUCUUCGGAUUCACGCUCUUCACCGACUGGCGAGAACUCUCAUGCGAAUGGUAACGUAAAUUCUGGCACGAAUGCUGUGUCUUCGCUUGAGCGGCAUGCUUCACUACGCCGCGCAGUAUCUGACGUCCCAGCUGGUGCAGAACAGAUGAUGUCGAUUACUGCGCGUGAAGCCUGGGAGGCGGAUCGUAUUUGGAAGGGCAAGAGCAUGUAUGGUCCUGAAGACAGUGCAGCGAAUAUUCGUGGUGGCACUUCUAAUUACGACCCACGCAAUUCCGUGUACAGCGGUCAGAGUAACGUAGCGCCGCACGGUUCUGCGUACAUGAUACAGAGUCCGUAUUACGACUCUAGUCACCCUUCUCUCGCACAGCAUGGCUCCUUUUACGCAAUCCCUGUAUCUAUCGCGCAGCAUCCCUCGCCUCCGAACGCACAUGUUUAUUCUCAGGGAACGCUCUCUCCUGGGCGUUACGACUAUCCUAAUACGUAUCGCUCCUUUCCUGAGACCCUCGAUAUGAAUUCUCCGCCGCCACUUGCGAAUCCACUUCCGGAGCCGCCGAGGCAGUCUGCGUAUUCUCCUGAACCGCUUGUCUUGGACCCGCAAAUACGCCAUGAUGACCCUACUCUGACUCCUGAGUAUUGGAGCGUCUAUGCUGGCAUCACGACGCAUUGAGUUCCUCCUGACUUUCCAAAUUAAACUAAAAAUCGUUGUACCACUCGAAGCAAGUCAAAUCAAGCUCACGCACACACGUCUUCGGACUACCAAGCAAGUUUUAUUCAUCUAUCUAGAUCUGUUUAUUUUAUUACAUACAGGCAAGCGUUUUGCGUUUAAACACCUGGCAUAUUUUCUUUUUUUGUGCAUUUCAUUUCAUACCCUUUGUUCCGUGUACAUGUUCUUGGGCUUUGUUUCUUUCUUCAACCUCCUUUUCUUACACUUCUUCCGCUUCAUUUCCCUUUUUUUUUCGACUUAUCUUUCUGCAACCAUCUGUUAUUUAUUCUGAUGAUGAUUGAUGAUUUUGAUACCGUGCUAAUGCCAAUGACGGACUACCUUAUUCCAUUUUUUGGUUGUUUCUUUUGUUUUCUUUGUGCUGUUCGUUCGUACGUGUACGAGCGAUGCCUACCUACUAUCUCCUAGCUAGGUUACUGUUCC
Fomitiporia mediterranea MF3/22 is the source of this 5136-nucleotide messenger RNA. RefSeq lists its product as uncharacterized. The record is from RefSeq and is a predicted model, not a curated record. The transcript has 3 exons. The coding region runs from base 157 to 4659 and encodes 1500 amino acids. Lineage: Eukaryota; Fungi; Basidiomycota; Agaricomycetes; Hymenochaetales; Hymenochaetaceae.